AUGCGAUUGAAUGCUUUACAAUUAAACGAUAAGUUGACAAAAUAUACGGCAAUCUUAAUAGACAACUACGCGACCGAAGUCCAGGAGUGUGUAGACCGGGAAACCACGGAUAUAAUCCACGCCUUACAAGAGGCUCGUAUUGGGGCGCAAACUAAAUGCAUGGAUGAGUUUAGCGGUGAGUUCGCCGAUAGUAAGCCCGCAGACCUGGUGGACAAGUAUAGGCAUAGGUUGGAAAUGUCGGUGUGCGAGCAAAAUGUCACGUUUGAAACACUGUGUAAGGCUAGGGUUGCCAACGGAGACCAAUUGGUAGACGAGUUGAGCGAAAAGUUUACGCAUUUAUUGCACAGGAAAUUGGAUGACAAUUUUUUGUUUAUGACCGAACAGAAAGAGUUGUACACGUAUUUCAACGACAUUUACGGCCGGUUCACCGCUAAAUGCGAAUACCUGUGCGCUAGCGAUCAGUAUUGUAUCGAUGGUAACCAAUUGGCAGAGUAUUUACUUAAACGACAAACAGUUAUCGACUUAUUUCAAGAGGAUUACUAUUUGUGCGAAAAAUUCGGCGAAUUGACCGCAACAGCGGUCGACGAAUAUAAGCAAAAAAUUGCUGAAAUAAACACCAAAAACGCUAAAUACGUACAAAACUACAUACAAAUGGGUAAACAAGUGUACGAAAAACAAAUGAGUAAUUUACUCAAAAGCGGUACAUUUUCCGACGAAACAUUCCGGGAACAGCACAACGCUCUACUCGAUAACAUCUGGGUUAAAAUGGCAUACAAAUUAUCGACCAAACAAAUCAAACAAUCCGUAAUCAGGGAAUGCAAACAACAGCUUGAGCUAAGCAUGGAGCCAGUGUACCAUGCUCAAUUGGCGCUAAACCAGCAAAUACACGAACUUAUUAACAAUCUAAUGACCGAAAUGCUAUACAAACUGCACGAACAGUACUGUCAACAAUUUGCGGCUAGAUUAUCGCAAACACCCUACCUAGAUCGUUGCAAUUUUAACCAAGUUCACACCGAUCUGGUCAGCCAAUUGUGGCCCCGACUCGAGUCGAUCGUAUUCGACCAGAAGACUCGUUUCACCGACAAGUAUUUGUGGGAAAUAUUGGGCCUGAAUAGGGUCAACAUCGAGCUCAACGUAGAUGAAGCGAAAGAAAAAUACUGGGCCCUCAACGAGCGUAAACGAAACAAAUCCAACUCGCUAAUCGUGUCGUUCGCGGACACCCCUACCGGCGCCUACUAUGACCGACCGGCGGGCGCCAUAUUGAACGUGUUGGACGCGCACAACACGGGCCGAUUGGCCACCAAUAGCCUGGCCUUUGACGGCAAACGUAUACUGUAUGGCGCGGAGGCCGAGCGCUACCUUAAUGGCGCCAAAUCGCACAUCAUUGACAUAAUGGGUAGGGAUGUGAGCGACGACGAGCUGUAUAACUACGAGUUCCGGUUUGUGGAUAAAAAUCACCUCAAAAUCCGACUAAUAUAUGGCGACGAAGCGAACACUAGCCUAGAGUUGAACGUUGAGUCACUGUUGGCGCUGCAAACGAUCGAGAUGAAAACGGCGGCCGAGAGGCAAUUUGAUUCGCCCAUGUUAAACACCCUGUUUGUUGUGCCCACCGGGUAUACAAUUAGGCAACUGAACGCGGUCAGGGACUCGGCCACUAUAGCCGGCAUUGAGCAUGCACAUUUUAUUACCGAGAUGUCUGCGGCGGCUAUUGAUUUUGGUUUCAAUACUAGUAAUUACGACCGAAAUCUCGCCUAUCGUGAAGUGCUUAUAGUUAUAUUCGCACGUAAUAUAUGUGAGUUAGCUCUGGUCGAGUAUAUCGACGAUGGUAUGCGCUAUAAAGCGUAUAAAUGUGUGCCCAUUACCGGCCAAACACCAAACGAAAUGUACAAUUUUGUUAACAAAAAAUUGCCAACUUGGUUGGCCAGUUUGUUUAAAUACGUUAAAUAUAGCAAGGUGUUUGAUGGUUUAGUCAUUGGUGACUAUCAAAUAGCGUCGAAAAUUAAUUUCGAAAAACUGCCCAAAAAGUAUUGCACCAGGAUCACUUUCAAUUGCGUGAUGUCGGCCAUUAUAACGAGGGGUGCCGUGUUUUACAGCGACCACUACGAGACCCAUCGUAAGCCCAUUCCCAUCAGUGGUGUGUAUUUGCGGGACAUUAUGUGUUGUAUUGUGUUUAAUGACAACAUUAAAUACAUGGACACUUUGGUCCGGGCAAAUGAAACACCCGGCACGUGCUGUUACCAGAAAUUUAAACUGCCUAGCACGUGCAAAUUACCAAUAUUUAUUUUUAUUAUGGACGGCCCCGAGACUGUGAUUAAACAGUAUAUUAUUCACGAAUUAAAUAAACAUGUUAACCUCGGCGAAGACCUCUAUCUGUUCAUUACCAUGUGCAGCGAUACCUACUUUGCUACCAAUUACGAGUUUACCAUACAUGGUAAAAUUGCGCCCAAGUACAUAUCGAACGUACCCAAUGAGAUUAUGACCGAGGUGCAUUAUAAUUUGACGCAGGAACAGUUGGGCGAGCAAAAGGCCCUAGUGGCUAAACUUCGAGAAACCGACGAUUUAAUAAAUUGGCCUCUGAAUAACAAUCUGGUAAUAAAUGACGAUGAUGAAAUAACUGAUUAUGUGUGCAAUUAUUAUACGAGCGUAAAAUACAUAAAAGCAAAUGUCCCUAAUGUUAGUGAUUCGAUGGAAAUUACACCAAUUAACGAGUGCAAGGAGAUUAUCGCCCGGGAACCGAUCGUGGUCAGCGCCGAUUACCUAGACACAUUUAUAAAUAAACUAGCCGAUUCGUAUACAGAGCAAAUUUUGACCAUGAUGGAUUCCGAUAAAUUUGUCGCACUUGACAACGAAAUUAUAGCCAUAUUCAAUGAACUCUCGGCCGAUUUAGUCAACGAAAGUCAAAAGCAAAAGUUUAUGUCACAAUUGGACGAAAUAAUUACAGAAUCGGCCGUAAAAUACAAACACGUAUUCAAUGGCGGCCCACAAACACUAACUGACACAGAUAUAAGCGACAAUGAACACCGGGGUAAUACCGGAGAGGGACCGGGACUGACAUUGUCGGACACUAGUAAGACGGCGUGUCGUUUAAAGCGAAAGUGCUCGAGUGUUUGUAGGAAAGGUGAAUCAAAACAAAAAUUGGACACUGUUAAUCCGACCACAAUUGAACAGGUUUUAAAUACACUUCAACCCGACACGGUCAAUUACGUGGGCGCAGUUAAUACACACGUUACCGAUCUAGAUCAGCCAAUGAAUGAGAUGCAACCAAUAGCUAGUGUGGCCGCAAAAUUAGCCCAUACUAGCGUUGUGACUGUCCAUUCGCACAAAGUGGUCGCCCAGGCUAAACACCAUCAAGCUGCUAACGUUGUUGCCAAUGACCAUGAUGGUAAUUUUAUUAGCACAGCUGUGAUCGAUGAGUUCACCCGAUUCGCUGCCGGCAUUCGCGACCGUUUAGAUCUACACAAUGUGUUUCAUACGAAAAAGUCACGCAUUUUAGACCAAUUGAAAAUUUCCGAGACUAUUGUCAGGUCUGAUACGAAUCGGUUUGACGAACAAAAAGGUGAAAUACUGGCUAUGAUUAAGAAGUUGAAGCUAAGCGCCAAACUUAUCACGGUGUACACAGCGCUGGCCAUUGUUAACGAGCCCUGGAUGUGGUCAAUAAUGGGCGAUUCGUUUUACUCGUGGGGCUCAGGACGGGCCAUGUAUGCUAUGAUGGCUUGUUUUUGUUGCACAGUAUACGGGUGCCGCACAUCAAUCACCAUGCACGAAUUGGAUGGUAAACUCGAGUGCAUACCACUGAUAAGCGGGGUGAAAGUUGAUAACAGAAAUCAACAAGAUACGUUAAAUGUGAAAUAUUUUACCAAGUACUGUUUGAAAGUAAAAUUUUACACCAAACUCAUCACACCGGGAGUCGUGUGCGGUGUCGUACCUUCCAUAGCGGCUCACGUGAUCACAUCGAUCAUGUGCUAUAAGGGUUGGUACGGCGUGACUGACCAUUCGCUGUUUUCGCUAGUGUUAGCUAACUUAUCGUUGACCCUAUGGAUGACAAACGCAACGUACAUGGGUUUUGGUUACGCGUUUGUCCUACACGUGUUGAUCAUUGGUUACAUGAAGUAUAUAUUCAGGCAAAUCAACGACUCCCUGGCCAUCGGCACCCGUUAUGGCAACGCUUUACUAGUGAGGGAAGCGAUUGCUCGACACCAGAAGUGGACUGUAGUGGUGGAAAAGUCACUUGCCUUUGUUAACGAGCCCUGGAUGUGGUCAUUAAUGGGCGACUCGUUUUACUCGUGGGGCUCCGGGAGAGCUAUUUAUACCAUUGUGAUAUGCUGUGUUACACCUUCAAUAACUGCCCACGCGAUCACGUCGAUCAUGUGCUACCAGGGUCGCUACGGUGUGGCGGACCACUCGCUAAUUUUUCUAACCCUAUCUAACAUAACGCUCGCCGUAUGGAUUAUAAACGCCACAUACAUGGGCUUUGCCUAUGCAUUUGCGCUGCAGGUUUUGACCGUUGGUUACAUGAGGUAUAUAUUCAGGCAAAUCAACGACUCUCUGACCGUUGCCACCCGUUUCGGACGUAAUAUAGUUGUCCUAAAAGCCAUCGCACGGCACCAG
This is a messenger RNA of Medioppia subpectinata, 4608 nucleotides long. The record is from the annotation of a GenBank genome assembly. Lineage: Eukaryota; Metazoa; Arthropoda; Arachnida; Sarcoptiformes; Oppiidae.